AUGCGUCCUGACUUAUCUGCACACUUGCACACUGAAGAAUGCAACGUCUUGAUUAACUUACUUAAGGAAUGUCACAAAAACCACAGCAUUCUGAAAUUUUUUGGUCAUUGCAAUGAUCUUGAUCGGGAGAUGAGAAAAUGCUUGAAGAAUGAGUACAUGGAAAAGAGGACUGAGAGCAGGGAGCACGGCAAUGAGACUCCAUAA
Molecule: messenger RNA, 204 nt
Organism: Molossus molossus (Pallas's mastiff bat)
Lineage: Eukaryota; Metazoa; Chordata; Mammalia; Chiroptera; Molossidae
Product: COX assembly mitochondrial protein 2 homolog
Exons: 1
Coding region: 1-204 (67 amino acids)
Cellular component (GO): mitochondrion
Source: RefSeq, a predicted model, not a curated record